This is a messenger RNA of Podarcis lilfordi (Lilford's wall lizard), 17257 nucleotides long. The record is from the annotation of a GenBank genome assembly. Lineage: Eukaryota; Metazoa; Chordata; Lepidosauria; Squamata; Lacertidae.
GUCCAUCAGAGGCCAGGAGAGGCAGCAGCUUUCCUUACAAGGAGUUUGGCAAGGGCUCAGCUGGCGAAAGUCUCAGGGAACGGGAGUUCCUCUUCCUCUGCCUCAUUCAUUCAAGUCAAAUCGGAGUGACCUGCAGCUGUGGGGAGCAAGCAGACGCCUCUUUGUUCCCAGCGGUGAGAGAGAAGGGGGGGGCCCUCCUCGUUGCUCACUCCCUGCUUCGAUUUGGGGAGGGAGGCCUUGGAGAGGGACUCUCGGCAGCCCGAAGGUGGAAACAGUUGUGGAUGUGUGGCUGUCAAGUGACUGUAUCUUGCCAAGAGGUCCCAUGGCGAUCCAGCUCUAAUCUGAAGGUGAGCUGCUGCUGCUGCUGCUGCUGCUGCUGGUGGUGGUGGUGGUCCAUUUUUGCUACUUCUUGGUAGCUCCGUGGUAGAGCAUCUGCCUUGCAUGCAGGAGACCCCAGGUUCAAUCCCCAACAGCAUCUCUCCAGGUAGGUCUGGGAGCAUCCUCCCUCUGAAAUCCUUGAGAGCGGCUGCCAGUCAGAGCAGGCAAUGCUGAUCUAGAUGGACCUGGUGGUCUGACUCAGAAUAAGGCAGCUUCCCAAAUCCCUGUGACCCUGAGGCCAAAAGGAAGGAGGGAAUGCAUGGCACCUGUGUCAUGUGGGGUUGAAUGGGGGAGGUGGGAAGAGUCAGCCAAUGGAUUUAAGACAUAGGAGCAUAGGAAUCUGCCUUACACAGAGUCAAACCAUUGAUCUAGCUCAGUACUGUCUAUACUGGCUGGCAGCAGCUCUCCAGGAUUUCAGGCAGAGGGCAUUCUGGCCUUACCUGGAGAUGCAGUUCUGCAUGCUGCACAGAUGCCCUUACCUCUGAGACAUGGCCCAUCUUCCAAAAAUAGGAGGAAAAGAGAGUUGAAGGCAUGAUUGAGGCAUAGAUGUCCUUGCAGGGCUUUUUUUUUGUUUUUUUAAAUAUAUUUUUGCUGCACUGUCUUCUCUGCUUGAACAGGUUGUAUAGGCUUCUACAGCAUUCUGCUUGUUCUAGUUACUUUUUAAAGUUAUCUAUCAAAAUAAAUUAAAUCUCCCACUCUACAGCCAAAAAGAAGAAGAAGAAAGUUCUCAGAGCAGCUUACGGCUGACUUUUUCUUUGGGGGGGAAAAAGAAAAAGACAAGGUUUGCAAUCUAAAAAGACACAACACUAAAGGAAAACAGAUCAGGAGGGAGGAGGAAGAGUAGAGCACAGGAAACAAGGGUGCAUACUCUGGGCCUUGGUGCAUCUCUCCUAUCAACCUCAAUACUCUAUGGAAGAAAAUAUUGCCGGUCACCACCAGACUUUUAGAGAAUUAUUGACUGGACGAGGGGAUGAAUUGUUGGCCUACCUAUUUGCAGCUCCCAGACUUUCAUAUUCAGGGCUAACUCUGGAUGUCAGAUAUUGUAGUCAGACAUCUCAGAAGAGCUAUAGCCUUGGCUUGUGAGCUUUCUAGAGGUAUCUGCUUGGAAACAGAAUGCUUGACCAGGUCAGUGUCAGUCUCACCCAGGAGGGUUUUGACAGAUGUCCCUUACUGUGUUGGUGUGAAACCUGUUUACAGAAUGCCAGUCACCCUUUGCUCACCUAGCCUCUACAUUUUUCUCCCCUCCCCUCAUAACUGUUGCUAGCUGUUUAGAUUGUAAGGUCCUUGGGGCAGUGACCUCCUCCCUCCAUGAAACACCAUUUAAGUGCAUCGCUAAUGAUUUAAAAUCAGGGACCUUGUCAGCUUGAAAGUUGUAAGGCUGCAACCUGGGAGCUGAGAUGCAAACAGGAGCUUUACUUCAGCCAGUCAUCAUCGCCUGGACUUAGCCUUGGACCCUGUUUCCAGAUCCAGGGUUCUGCGUCAGCUUAUGGAAAGGAAUGACAAACCAGACAGUGCCUCUGGGCUUGUGCAGAAAGUUCUGCUCCCUGCCCACAAAGCAAGCCCUGAAGAGUUCCCUUCCCACCUAGGAAAGGGCGUGUGAAACCCAGUUCAGAGAGGUGGUGAUGGGGAUGGGAAAUGCCCAGGUUUGAGAACAUUUGUGCUUCUGGCUAACAGUUGUAAGAGCAGGAAAGGCUGUUGGUUUCACAUGUUGCUCAAGUGGUUUCCUGGAGACCAUCGUGGGAAGCAGAGAUCCCUUAAUGAUCCCCAGUUUGCCAGGGAUGAGUGUAAUUUUAUGCCAAGGACAGAAAAUUAACUCAUCUCAUGAGAACUGAAGUCCUUGAAUGAGUCAGAUGUUCCUUGUUUUUUAUGAUGACCAGACUUGAUCCUCAAAGCCUCUUAUUUUGUUAGACAGGAGAUAGUCAAGAGUUCCUAAAAGGAGUUAAGAGUGGCAUGAAGGAGGCAUCGUUUCCUAUGAUGAACACACAUCUUCAUUUUGACUUGUACCCAAAGCUAUGCUAAGCCGCUCAUUCUAUUAGUGCAAGGAUUUCUGCUUGUGCAACAGAAUUUUCUCUACUUCCCCCCAUAGAAUUACAGAUUUGGAAGGAACUCUGAAUGCCAUCUAGUCCAACCCCCUGCAAUGCAGGAAUCCUGCCCACAGCUGUUCCUGAGUGGGCUUAAACCACCAGCCAGAUUCGUUGCAGUCCCCAUGCACCCCCUAAACCUGUUCUGGGGUUUCCCCCCCAACCCUUCAGAACAGAUUAGGGGAGGGUGGACAGCACCUGAGAUGAGAGGGGCAAGUUCUGUUGCACAAGCUGAAAUCCUUUUGCUAAUGGAACAAGGGCUUCAAAUAAUGUUCUUUGUCCCGCCGUCAUCAUCGUUGGUCAGUCUCAAGAUCUGUAGCACAGUGGCAGUGCACAUGCUUAGCUUGCAGAAGGUUCAGUCCUCAGCAUCUCCAGGUAGGGCAGGGAGACAGCCGUUUUUGAAAUCAUGGAGAGCCACUGCCAAUCACUGUAGACCAUUGACAACUAACAUGGUGCCCUUUGAAUAUUGUUAGACUACAACUCCCAUCAGCCUCAGCCAACGUGUCCAACAGGGAUGAUGGGAGCCCAGUGAAACCUGGAGGGUACCAGGUUCACUUCCCCUGAUGUAGACUAUCCUGAGCUAGAUGGACAAAAUGAUAAAAGUCAGCUUCAUACUGGGGAGUGACCAUAACUCAACGCUAGAACAUUUCUCUGCAUGUAGGGGAUCACCAGUUCAAUCCAUGACAUCUUCAAGUAGGGCUGGGAAGGACUCCUGCCCCAAACCCUGAAGCGAAUCAACACUGAGCAAGAUGGACCCAUGGUCUGGUGUGGUAGAGAGCAGUUUCUACGUUUCUAAGCAGGCUUUGGAAGCUAUCAAGAAACCUAUCAUGCCUGCUGAGCAGAAGCACAAAUGGGAUUUUGUGAACACCCCACAGCAGGGGCAGCCAACGUGGUGCUCUCCAUAUGUUGUUGGACUACAGGUCCCAUCAGCCCUGGUCAGCAUGGCCAAGGGUACAGGGCUGAUGGGAAUUGUAGCUCAACAAGAUUUACAGGUUUGCCACGUUGGCUACCCUGACAUCACAGACUUUGAAAAUGUCAUGUCAGCUCCGUGGACAAACUCUAGUCUUCAUUGACAGUGCAUAGCAGGGCCGUGUGGGGAUGCUGUAACAGCUUGGUUUUCACAAUUUCAGAAGAAAGAAAUUGUCCUAGAAAACAGUAAAUCACACCAUUUAUUUAUUUAAUUUGAAAAUAUCACUUAAUAAAAAAAAUUAUCUCCGAGGCAAUCAAACAAAACAUUGGUAUCAAUUCGUAGAAAGGUACAAGCUUUCCUAAAAGCUAAGGAAAAACAGACCCGAACUACAAAUCACAGAUUAAACUGAGCAGCUUACAAAACAGAUAAUUAAAAAACUUAGAGUCCAAGUCCAGGUAAUCUGGAGUAAACAACAUAUAAGUUUUCAUGAGGUGUUCAAAGGUCAUUACCAUAUCUGCCUCCUUAAUCACCUGAGGGAGAACAUUCCAGAGGGUGCAUGAUGUCAUUGAGAAGGCUGGCUUCUGUGACCACUGGCUGGUUGUGGAAUGAUCUGCAGGGACUUCUCAGAAUAUAUUAAAAACCAGCUUGGUAUGUACUACGGGGGGGGGGUGGCAGUCCACUAAGCAUCCUGUCCCCAGUUUACUUCUACCUUGAACUUCAUAUCCACCAAGGAAUUAGUGAACAUGCUUGUGCUUCUGGCAGCAUGCCUGCUUAUUGUGCAAUUAAGAAAAACCAAAUUAUUAAAAUUAUUAGAAUUGUGUCCUAGGGUUGCCAUAUUCUCCAAAGUGAAAAUCUGGUCAAAGUUGUUGGCCGUUAUUGGGAACAUCUCUCUUUUUAAAUCACCCCACUUGCCCAUAUGUCCAGGUUUUCCCAGACAUUUUGCCGAUUCAGAAAAAAUCCGCACGGACGCCAUUUUUGAAGCCUGAUUCCCGUACAUAUGGCAGCCCUAUAUCUUGGGGGCUGUAAUUUGUUAAGGAUGCUGAGAGUUGGAGACCUUAGUCUCCUUAUUCCCCUCCCAGAGCUACAACUCCAAGAGUAGUUUAACAAUCAAUCCCUCUCCCCAGGAAAUUCUGGGAAUUGAAGCUCUAGCAGGGGACCAGGUGUCUCCUACCAACUCUCAGCACCCUUAACACAUGACAGCUCCCAGAAUCCUUUGGGGGAAGCCAUGACUGUUUAAAAUGGUAUCAUGGUGCUUUAAUAUGUAGUGUGACUGUUACUUGAGGCUGGAAAGAAACGAAACGAACUGAUUACUACCGGCAGAUGUCCCCAAAUUUGAUUCUUUUCCCACAGCCAGAGGAUGUCUUCCAUGUUCAGCAAGACUCGGACGGCCCACUGUGCGAAUGAGCGCCAUCUCCACACCUUUCCCCAGGAAUGCAACGUGGCCAUAUUGGGGUGUCAAGGAUCUGGAAAAUCAGGUUAGGAGAUGUUGGGGGACCUGGGAGUAGAGAGGGGGAAGAAACUGUAAUUCAGCUCACUUGUAAAGUUGAACCUGUUUAAUUCGCACAGGGAGCAGCACAUUCCCAUUUCUCCUCAGGUAGUGAAAUGGGACAAAACCCCCACCCCCACCCCCAUUAUAUCACAGCUUUCUUCCAUCCUGGAACCCAAAGUGAUGUUCAUGUGGUUCCCAGGUGCUCACCUAUCCAGGCACUGAUAAGACUAUGAUUGUCUAACUUUUGGCCCUCCAGAUGUUGUUGGAUUCCAUCAACUUCCACCAGCCCCAACCAGUGCACCCAGCUGUCAAGGAUGAUGGGAAUUGUAGUUCAACAACACCUGGAAGGCCACAGGCUGGCCACUCCUCAAAUACACCCCGAUCUGCUUUAGCUUCGGCAAAGUGAUGGUCCCAUGGGCACUCACAUCAUGGGGCCAUCUGCCGCAGUAGUCCCAGCUGUGGUACUGCCCAUGCACCUGCUCAAAAGCGGAACUGGUCUCUCUCUCCAUGUCUACUGCUUGCAGGCUAGAAGGUAGGUCUUUGCAGGAUAGGGUCCCAAGCAGAAGGGUCCUUCCUUGUGUGCAAAACUGAGGUUUUCUCAUCCAUUUCAGCAAUAAAAUAAAAUAAUAAUCUUGCUCUUCUGUGAGGACUCACUGCUGGAACUAAGUAUCUCUCUCUUUCUCUGGUUUCUUUCAGCGUUGACAGUGAAGUUUCUAACCAAGAGGUUUAUAAGUGAAUAUGAUCCUAACCUAGGUAAGAAGACCUUGCUCUGAUCUCAUGGAUUCCCCUUGCACCCCUUCUUCCUCCUUCCUCCUCCUCCUCCCCUUCUUCCAAUGUUCAUUUUUAAAUCAGUCCUUUAUUCAGAACCAUGAGGACUAGAAUCUUGCUUUAUCAUUAGGGGAAAGCUAAUAGAUGAGUGAUAUAGUACAUGCUUUGCAUGCAGAAGGCCUAAGGUUCAAUCCCCAGCAUCUCUAGGUAGGACUGGGAGAGUUCCCUGGCUGAAACCUUAGAACUCCUAGAAACAAUAGAAGCUGCCUUAUCUGGAGUCAGGCAUGGGGCUCAUCUACCUCCAGAUGCUCAAAAUCCAAAGAUCUGCUUGUGCCAAUUUAUUUAUUUAUUGCAAAAAUAUCCCACCUUCUCAUCCGAGGAGCUCAAGGUGGUUCUCCCCUUCUUCACUGAAUCUCAACAACAUCCCUGUGAGGUAGAUUAGGCUGAGAGGCAAUGACUGGCCCAAGGUCACCCAGUGGUGAUUUGAACCCUGUUGUCCCAGAUCCUAGACUGACACUCUAAUCACUACACCACACUGGCUCUCUCUACUCUUUGGAAGGAAAGUUUGCUUUUCAAUUGGGUAACAGAGGGCAGUGGUGGAAGUGCCUCCCUACCCUCAGAGGAGCUUAUCUUCCACCCCACUGUAUUUCUAAAUGUGGCUCUGAGAAUAAGUAUCGCUGCAUGCCACCCCAAUCUCUGAUCGGUGUGAGAUUCCAGGGGCUUACCACCCAGGGUUCGUAUUUCCUUUUGGAAAUGAGGCACAGCGGAGACUAUGGUGUCUUUAUGAUAAAUGGUUUAUUUACACACACACACACAUAUAUAUAACCUGAGCCUACAAUGGAGGGGUUCACAGCAUUAACUAUUGGAUCAACUAUUGCUCUGCUUCUCUGGCUUUGCAGCUUGCUGCUUUGCUUCUUAGUCAACCCUAAAUUCAGGCUUUGUCCCUCUAACAAUCCCUAAGUUGUGGGAGGGGCCCCACCCUUUUGGCAUCUGGCACAGAGUCCCCUUUCCCUUGUUCUCUUAAUGGCUCAUCUCUCAGGUGAUUACCUCUUCAGGAAACUGGCCUGUCUUCUAUUUUAACACUUGCCAGGAAUUGGAAAGGGUAGGGCACCCCUGAACCCAUAACAGUAUUUAUGCAAAGACAAUUUAUCUGCCUCCCAGAUGAACAGAGCAAUAGUACUUUGAGAUCACUUGGGUCAGACCUACAACUCUCACCCACAAGGACUCAUCAGAGACACACAAAAGGGGGUGGGUUGUUUGUCCUAGAAGUGUCCAGUAAUAAUUAAGCAGAAAAGAGACCUGAUUGUUGGGUCUCUGGGGGACAUCAGCCACCGUUCCAUCUGCCUUCUUGGAGAAAUGGCGGGAUGGGGGGGGGAGAGAGAGAGAGAGCUUGUCCGGAAAUAUUCCAAGGUAUUUUAAGUUGCGAUGUUUUUUUCCGCCAUUGUUUCAAAACAAACUGCCAAAUUUAGAGCACAUACCAAGGGACGAAGCAGAGAUGGAAAACACUGAUUGUGUAGCAAGCAAAGGCAAGGCAGCCAGGAUAUAAAACGAAACCCUCCAAAUAUCUCUGUGUUGCUCUCUUUUACUUUUUGUGAGCUGGGAGGUUUGAGGAUGGCAUGCACAUUUCAUUGAAGCAGUGAUAGUCAGCUUUCCCCUGCCUGGUAACCUGAAGAGGUUGUCGGACUACAGUUCCCAUUACCCCUGACCAUCCCUGUAUGGGGAUGAUGGGAACUGCGGCCCAGUUGGGAGGCCACAUCUCUGUCACUCCUGUGCUACAGGGUUGUCCAGAUAGUGGCUACACUGACUGAUAUGGGCUCUCCGAGGUUUCGAUUUCCCAGCAAUUUCUGGAAAUGGCAGGGAAUUGAAAUUGCCAUCUUCUGCUGCUCUACCACAGACACAGAUCCUCUCAUGUUUUGCCAAGAACCAGUAAAUCAGGGGUGUACAUAGAAGCGGUGGCGGAGCUUCAUGCUCCAGCACCGGGGGGGGGGGGGGCGAAGAGCAGGUGGGGGCAGGGCUGGCGUGUGUCCUGGGGGCGGGGUGUGCCACCUGCAGGGGCGUGGCGCCCAGCACUCCCCCCACACUCCUCUUCCUCCGCCAGUGCAUAGAAGACACAGGAAGAAUAAGGGUACCAGAAGAUGGGACGCAGGCCAUAUCUGCACUACACAUUUAAAACAGUAUCAUCCCACUUUAAAAAGCCAUGUCUUCUCCUGAAGAAACCUGGGAGCUGUAGUUCAUUAAGCGUGCUGAGAGUUGUUUGGAGACCCCUGUUCCCCCUCACAGAGCUAUUCCCAAAAUGGUUUAACGAUCAAUUCCCUCUUCCUAGCACCCUUUACAAACCACAGAUCCCAGAAUUCCUUGGGGCAGGGAAGCCAAGUCUGCUUAAAGUGGGACAAUACUGCUUUAAAUCAAUAGUCCAGAUGGGGUCUCAGAUCGAAUGACCAAUCUGUGGUUUGGUUGCUACUUCCAAACUAUUGCAUUGAAAAUGUGUUUUUAAGGGUUGAGGGUAAGUUAAGUGCAGCAUCUGACAUUCUGCAGUGUGAUAAGCUAUACAGAGUCCCUUUUCUAUGCAACUUUUAAGGACACGAUUGCCAUGCAUUUCCAUGGGUUUGCUUCUGAAAGCAGCCUAAACACUAAUAUAGAUACCUGAUUCCCUCUCUUCCUUUUUUUAUUUUUAAACAUAGUCUAAAUGGUGCAGAAACAGCUCUAUCUGAAUGCACAAACCUGCAAUGUGUUAACUUUGGCAGGGGUCUUCUUUCUAAAAACAAAUGGGUCUGGCUGGGCCAGAAUUCAGCGCUCACGAUUACCUUGCGCUGCCAAUGUUAAACAUUUCCAGCAUACUUUCCCACUGAUUGCAUUCAAGCAAACGGGGCUGCUUUUUUUAAUAGGCCAACCUCAAAGGGGACGGCAAUGAGCCGCAAAUGAUUUAUGGCAAGUUAUGCAUGCAGGCAAAACCCAGGAACUCAUCUGAAGGCCUCCUCACUUUAAUGGGUUCUGUGUUCCCAAAUAUUCAUUCUUCAAAUGUCGGCAAUUAUAACCUUGUUUUCAACAAAAGGAAAAGGAGUGGAGGAUGCCGCUCCACCAGUUUUGAAGUCUCUGUGAAAAUAUUACUCUGCGGAAAUAUCUUGCUAGAUGAAUCACUGGGCAUUCAUUUAGCAGAGCAAUGAAAAGGGCAUGGAAAUGUUUUUUAAUUGGACCGAGAGAAUUUCCCCUUUGCUUUGAAGGUCAUUAUUGUCCAGAUUCUGGGGCAAUCCAGAAAAGAGGUGGGGUGGAAUUUCCAGUGUGGAGUUUCUUGUCCUCUGGGAUGCCCAUCCUCUGAGAUGAAAAUAGUCCCUGGUGACUGCAGGGAAAACUCUUCAGAAGAUGGAGCAAGGGGUUCUUUUGUCCUUGCAGAAUAAACUUUGCAACCCCAUGCACUGCUUAGUUAACCAGGGAAACUGUAGAGGGGCAAAGGAUAGCCCUUAGCUUGGUCAUGGGGCAUCUGCUUUGCAUGAAGGAGGUCCAGUGGUUGGGAAGGACUCUGAGCUGGAACUUAGGAGAGCUGCUGCUGGUCAGUGUGAACAAUACUGAGCUAGAUAGACCAAGGGUCUGACUGUAUGUAUGUAUGCAAGCAGGGAGAUCUCGCUUGAUUCUGGAGGGAAGGCUUAGUGGAAGAGCACACACUUUGCAUGCGGAAGCUUCCAGAUUCAUUCCCUGGCGUCUCCAGGUAGGGCAGGGAAAGACUCUCUGUCGGAAACCCUGCAGCCAGUCCGAGCAGACAAUACUGAACGAGAUGGACCAAGAAUCAGACCUGGAAUAAAGCAUCUUUCCCAUUUUUUUCCUGCUAAUUGAUGCAUCUGCAGAGAACAAGAGCUCAGGCUGCCAACGGCUUCAUCCGUGUGUCAGUGACAAGACAGUCGAGAUGUAAUCUUGCAGAAAUUCUUGGCAGGUGGCUAUUCUGAGUCAAGCCCAGAGGCCUGGGAUGGGGAGAGGAAAAUUUAGGAGAAAGCCAGAGAGCCCGGGUGUGUGUGAGACAGAAGUGACAAAGCUCUGGAUCUAUCAAAUCUCUUUCCUGAAUGUAGAGAUUCCAGGAAAGGGGGCUAGAGAUUAUGUUUGCCAGUUUGCCUGCCUGCCCAUCUAUCUAUCUAUCUAUCUAUCUAUCUAUCUAUCUAUCUAUCCAUCUAUCUAUCUAUCUAUCUAACUAUAACUGUCUGUCUAUCCACUCAUCUCUUUUCUUGAUUCAAGAGGAAACAUUCAGGCAAUAUUUCUACCUGCUUUCUCAGCAAGAAACAGAUCCCAGAUCCCAGUGUUUUGGCCAAUCAGUCCAAAGGGGACCAGAUGACUGUCAAGCACUUGACACUUUCUAGUUUUGCAUUUUUAACGUGACAGAGCCAGUUUAGGUUUGAAGCACAGAAGACACAGCAGAAGGCAGCCACUCCAGCCUGUAAGCCCAGGAAACAUCGCUGGUGCCUUCCAGGUGGCAGGAGACAAAAGACAUAUUGAGGGCUUCUCCUUGCAGCCAAUUGCUCAUCUAGCUUUGAUUAUGGUGGGAUGGAAGCAGGGCUAUCCCUACCAUGGGAAGCAGAGGGAAGGGUCCACUCAGGAGGCAGAGGCUGGGGGAAACAGGCAGUAGCAACAUUUUGGAAAACAGAGCUGUGUGGAACCCACAGUUCUGUCCCAUCACCAGUGUUGACAUAAGAUCAACUGCUUGCCUAAUUGGCUUCUGCCCAUGGAAUGGGAUGGAAUCUCACUUAGCCUCAAGCGGAAAAAAGUAUUGGAUGAAUCCUGGACAGAAAGGCUCCAUUCUGACAUAGCCUGUUGCUUGAGGGUAGCCGGGUGGAAAAGUGGAUGGGACUCCUGAACCUUUAAUAGUGUGUAGAAGAGAAGAUUUCAGCUGGUCAUGCAACUAUCAAAGGUGCAGGAGCCCAGUCCUCCUCCUCCUCCUCAUUAUUAGUAUUACUACUACUACUACUACUGCUGCUGCUGCUGCUGCUGCAUUUAUAUACUGCCCUAUACUCACAGGUCUCAGGGUGGUUCACAAGAUAAAAUCAUAAGAUAAAAACACAAAAUGCAUAAUAAAAAUAAGAACAAGAACAACCUAAUAAUCCCCCCAACACACUUUUAAAGGGCAUUGGAUGUCAAUCAGCCAAAGGCCUGGUUAAAGAGGAAUGUUCUGCCUUGCGCCUCAAGGUGUAUAAUGAAGGCACCAGGCGAACCUCCCUAGGGAGAGCAUUCCACAAAUGGGGGACCACUGCAGAAAAGGCCCAUUGUUGCGAUGUCACCCUCUGGACCUCUAAUAGAGGAGGCACAUGAAGAAAGGCCUCAGAUUAUGAUCUCAGAGUCUGGGUAGGUUUAUAUGGAGAGAGGAAGUCAUUGAGGUAUUGCAGUCCUGUUGACCACCCUAGUAAUGGCUUGGGUUUGGGUUUAGAAGCUGGUCUGCUUCUAGAUUAAUGCCAUUUUAAAAAACAUUGUCUUGCAGAGGACACAUAUGCUUCAGAAGAGGUGGUGGACCAACAACCAGUUCUACUGAAGGUCAUGGAUACAGCCGACCAGGUAAUGGAGAACUGAGUCCUGGCACAAAGGCUCCUUUGCAACUGCACCAUUCAUGCACUAUCUUACUGUGAACUUGAGCAUUUCUGUUCACCAGAGGCACACUCUGCUUUGGACACUGGAGUCAAGUUGCCUCUUUCUCCUCUUCAUUGCCCUGGAAUAUUUUUAAAGUUUAUUAGGGACAGUGUCAGGUAAAUAGAAUAGGGUUUAUUUUAAAACCAAGCUUCUUUUAAUUGCCUUCUUUUGAAAGGCAGAAUGACAGAAUAAAUGGAUGAAUGCCAAAGCCAGCCUGCAAGCCUAUCUUAGCACAGGAACAAAAUGCCCCAUUCUUAUAAGGCUCUGAGGAUUAGUUUGCCCCAGGCACAUCAGGAGUCAAAUUGCAUAAUGGCUCUUGUUUCUAAUGCUGCAAACAAUGGACAAAAGUGGGAGGAAGAGGAGGGGAGCUGCUAGCAGCUGGCCUGCAGCACCUUUCUUGUGAGUAACAGCCAAAGCAUUUUGAAAGUUUUUCAGUUUAGAAAUAACAAGGCACGAUGCAGAUUUUUGACAUUAUACAUGGUGUCUGGGGAUGGAGAGAAUUCUUUCUCCCUCGUAGCACUAGAAUGCAGGGUCACCCAGUGGCAUUCAUUGGUUGGCUGUAGAGGCGGAACAGAGAAAGGGAAGCCCUUCUAACAACUCCUGUGACCAACUUGCAGAACUCACUGCUGUUAUAAGUUGUGCUGCUGUCCUUAGUUGCUUUUAAAGGGGUGGGAGGCGGGGAUAAACAAAUUCCUGGAGGAAACAGCUAUGAAGUUUAAUUUAUUUGUUGCAUUUAUACCCCCCACCUUCUUCUGCAAAGAACCAAAGGUGGCCUACAUGGAUUACCCUCCUUCUUGAAUCCCAACAAAAACCUUGUCAGGUUGGUUGGGCUAAGAGGCAGUGAAAUUCUUAUGGGUACCGUGCAGUUGCUUCAUAGCCAAGUGGGGAUUUGAACCCUGAUCUCUCAGGCCCUAGCCUAACACUCUAACCACUACACCAAGAGCCAUUCAGCGUCCUUGGUGCAGUAUGGGACUAGGUUUGGGGAGACCUGGGUUCAAAUCUCACACAGCAGUUAAGUUCACAGGAUGACCUUGGACCAGUCACCAUUUUCCAGCCUACCCAACCUUGCAGGUUUGUUGUGAGGUUAAAAUGAAGGUGGGAGUUACCAGGUCCUUAAAAGCAUCCUUUUUAUUGUACUGAGGAGUUAUACCGCAGCCUUCCCAGGUGCCUGCAUUUCCUGUUCUGAAACAGCCCGAUGAGGGGAGUUGCCUCAUGUUGUCUUCUCAUCAUGGAUACCCAGGAAGGCUGCAGAGUGUGGACCACUGGAAAGAUGAUUUGUAGAAUGAAAUCACAAACAACCUUCAGCCACCCAUGAGAAUGUCAUUUAAAUUUUGUCUCCUUUUUGAGAAGGAAGAGCAGGAUAUGCAUGGGAUUGGUAAAUGAAUUUUCAAAUGCAAUUUAAGAACAUAAGACGAGCCUCCUAGAUCAUGCCAAUGGCCCAUCUAGUCCAACAUGCUGUCCUCAGUGACCACCCAGAUAGUCACUAAUAAUCCCCAUGUGGUUGGUUCCCUGCUAGGAUGUGCCAGUGAGCUGCGAGCGAUACUUGAAUUGGGCCAGCGCAUUCAUGGUGGUCUACAGCAUCGACAACCGGAAGAGCUUUGAGGGAAGCCAGCAAUACUUGGACAUCAUAGCACUGCACCUGAAAAAUGCCCAGCAUGAAUCUCCGGUUUUCCUGGUGGGGAACAAGCUGGAUAUGGAACAAUACAGGUAAUGCUUGAAGCAGGCAGCUACUGAGAUCAUUAAUGUUUACACUGACUGGCAGCAGCUCUCCAGGGUUUCAGGCAGUAGUCACUCCCAGCCCUACCUGGAGAUGCCAGGGAUUGAACUUAGGACCUUCUGGAUACAAGGCAAGACACUGUACCAUGGACUUAUGGCCCUUCCCCAUACAGUAAAUGAGAAUGAUGAAGAAGCCUGACGCUCCCCAAACAGGCUGCUUAGUUCAAAUGAUGAUGUAAAAUUGAGCACCCUAUAUUGGGACUGUGGGACUUCAGGUUUUCUGAAUCAAGUUUAAGAAAACCAGAACCCCACGAUUUAUCAGCCAGACCUAUGCAGUGGCAUACUUAAUUUGCAUUUUCUGAAAUAUGCAAACUGAAACUCAGACAUCUUUCAAAAUUCUCACUUCUCUGAAUUUGCCAUGCAGUUCCCCAGCCAAGAAAAGUGUGCAAAAUUCCUUAUGCUAGCAUGAAGUGUGCAUAAAAAUGCAUGCAAAAUAACAUACAAAAAUUCAUUAAAGAAGGGAAUAUAUUAGCGAAAGCAUGCUUUGCAAAAAUGUUGUUAUUAGUAGCAGUUCACACAAAAAUCUUAUGAAUUUUCUUGAGGACUUUAAAACAAAAAAACAAAUUCAGAAACUGAAGUGUGGAGAACUGAACUUAAUGAGAAAUGAGAAACAGAAAAACCAAAAUGGCCAGAUUCACCCACCAUCAGAGUCCCUAGCCCAGGCCUUGCAAUGCCUAGACCCCCAGAUCACCAUUUGAGCAGGGGUUGUUUGUAGGUCAAAUGGUCUGUUGGAGAGUGACCAUUUCUGAUUUCUUUUCUCAGGCAGGUGACCAAAGCUGAGGGGAUUUCGCUGGCCUCUAAGUACGGCUCCUCCUUCUACGAAGUCUCGGCCUGCCUGGAUUUUGAAUCUGUGCAGCACAUGUUCCACGAGGCGGUGCGUGAGGUGAGGCGGGAGAUGGAGAGGCACAUGGCGGUCCGCCCCUUGUUCAUCAUCGAGGAGAAGCCGUCCCUUCACCUUGUCCCUCCAGCCGCCAUGGCCUCCAAGCACAGCCUGGCCAGCUGCACCUACAACACUCUCUCCACCGUGAACUUCAAGGAAAUCCCUUCGGUGGCCCAGGCCAAGCUGGUCACGGUAAAAUCCUCCAGGGCCCAGAGCAAGAGGAAGGCUCCAACGUUGACAUUACUGAAGGGAUUUAAGAUCUUUUGAAGGGAGCCUGUAAAGGGCUGCUUCAGGAUGGGAGAGCAAGUUGGGGCCCUUUGCCUGACUGCAUUAACCCUCAGCAGCCAUCUUAAAGGCUGGUGUACUGGCCUUCCUUGCUUUCCGCGUGGUCUCUCGUACUAGAGCAAAGCAUGCUGGGAACAUAAGAAGAGCCUUGCCAAAGAUUCAUCUAGUCUUAUGGGGAAAACACAAGUAGCACAUGAGCGGAACAGCAACUCUCCCUAUUUGUGAUUCCCAGCGGCUGCUGUUUUGGGACCUAACACCUCCAACAAUAGUGGUUUUCAGCGACAAGGCUGCACCCUCCUGUUCAGGCUCCAGUUCAGUCACUGCUGUGCUGCUUUCUGCUCUCCCUCAACCCGGCUGAUCAAAAUCCUCCCCAGCUUCCACUGGGGCUCUCUACUCCUCGGGAAGGUCAAACGGGAAGAGCUGACAUCCCUGCUCCCCCUUCCAAAGUGACUGAAGUCCAACCCGGGUCAGCACCCCAUUUCUCCCUCCUCCAUCAGAGCCUGCUAUGCCAAUGCCAAAACUGCAGGGCUAACGGCAUUAAGCGACUGUGCCGCAUGCAGUUUGACCAGGAUUGAUAUCGACGCUGCUCCAAGACCUUUUUCAAAUUCUGCACCCAAUGCAUGGAUACCUUACAACCGGCAGAAAUUGCAUCGCAUACUUGCAUAGUUUUGUCGCUCUUGCAAAGUUUGUCUGCAUUAUGAUUGGCAUUUUGUAACUGCCAAUCUGUGUGUGUGUGAUAGGCUAGGAAAUGGAGAUAGCAGAUGGAGAUAGCAGGAGGACAGGCACAAACGCACAGGGGUGUGUGGGCAGGAGCACAUGACGCGUGUGCCGUUGAAACAAAAAGUGCCUGUUGUUUGGGUAUUGAGGAUGCCUCCACGUCCAGCUUUCCAACGCACUGCCAAAGAACAGGCUAAAGGGACACAGAGCCCCCUGGUGAAAGAAUGGCAUAUCGUUCCUUGCGUACAUUUUCCAUCAGCGCUCCUGGCGCAGGGGUCACCAGCUUUUUUGGGCCUGUGGGCACAUUUGCAAACUGGAGAAUCUGUCCUGGGCACCACGCACGCACAGCACAUUCAAGUACACACUGCAAACGUAGGGUGCAUUCAGAAGCAGAGAGUAUUGUGUUCAUUUUUCUGCUAGCACUUCUGAACUGAUUUCUAAUGUUCCUUUCACACUGCAGUGUCACAGAACUCUGGCUUUAUGGCUAAGAUACAGGCCUGCCACCACAGGUGCCAACGCCCCAAUAAAAUAUUUGAGGGGCCAAGUUAAUGGGCAUUGGCAUUCAAAUGGUGUUUGUGUGUGCCACAUCUUGUGAUUGAUUAUGCAGGGCAGGGCUUACCUGGGGCCCCUUGAAAUAUUUUAUUCAAGUUGGCACCCCUGCAUGCCGCUCUAAAUCAACAGUGGGUGAGGUGUGACAUGACAACAAGCAUCAUUGGACCACAUUGCUACUCCCCACCCCCAAAAAGUUGUUGUUGUUUUUUGUCAUGUAAACAAAACAGCCCCAAAGACACCUGAAUAGCCUCAAAACUACAGUGGUGGGGCAGGCAAGUUCCGCUCUUUUCCUACUGAGAAAGAGAGCUUCCCUUGAAAUGUAAAUAGCAGCUUCUAAGGGGCAGUUGUCGUGGUUGUGGACUGUGGAAGGGAGAGAGAGAACCAAUCUUCGCAAUCUUCGCAUGCCCCCAGCCCACCCUGUAACAGACCAGAGCUGGUCAGGCUCCGCUGUGGCUGCUGUUUACACCUCACAAGAACAAAGAUGCCAGCUGCAUCCGUGCCAUUGAGGUCCCAUCAAUUUCUGUCCUUAAAUUAGUCUUGGGGCCCAGAGAAGCAUCUGUGAGUGAGGCUGGGAGGUUUCUAAUAGGGGAAUAUAAGGUAAAAGCCCAUCUAGCCCAUCAUCUGGUUCUCACACUGGCUAACCAGCUGCCCCCAAGCAGGACCUGAGUGCAACAGCACUCUCAAAAUAAGGACGUAAGAAUUUCCCUACUGGAUCUGGCUGGCCAAAGCCCCUCUAGUCCAACACGCUGUUCUCACAGUGGCCGACCUAGAAGAUAUCCACAAGACCUUAGAGCAGCCUUUCUCAACCUGUGGGUCCCCAGAUGUUCUUGAACUACAACUCCUGUCACCCCUAGCUAGCAAGGCCAGAGCUCAGGGAUGAUGGGAGUUGUAGUCCAAGAACAUCUGGGGACCCACAGAUUGAGAACCGCUGCCUUAGAGGAACAGCAGCACUCUUCACGCCUAUGAUUCCAAGCCACUGGCUCUGACUUGAAGGAACAGCACAGCCAUUGAUAGUCCUUUCCUCCAUUUUAGCCUUAUGUACAGAAGUCUGGUGGAGGCGCUGAAACUACAGUUCUCAGUAUCAGGCAGUGGAAGGGUGUGUGGAGAAAGAGGUAGCAAUUAAACUAGUACAAAACCAGCAUCAGUUAGAUCUGACCUCGGUAAACACCCAGUAUCAUUUUGCCUGCUCAGCUGAAGUAAUGAGUUAAAUGGUGCCUUAACUUAGAAUGCCUUUCUUUUCUUCUUUUUCCCUUCUAAGUCUGAUCUGUUUCCCACUUGCCCCAAAUUAUUUUGCAAUCGAAUGACAACAUGCAGCAAUGCUGCUCUAAAGGUAACCAAGAAACUAAGAGUGAAGAAAACCAGCGCGGCACUUUCAUAAUAAAGACCAUUGAUUUAUUUCCCCAUCUGUUCUCUUUUUCCACAAGGGGAGUAGGAAGGAAGUGGGAUGUGUGUGCAGAACCAACUUUAACUUCUAUCUUGAUGCUUCUUGGGGAGCGGCGACCUUUAAAUUCAGCAUUGCUAUUUCACCCAACUGGUGCGGAAAAUAUUUUGAUGAAGGAAACUUUGGGAAAGCCAAGUGUGGAAUCUUUUGUUUCAUUUUGCUUGUUGGCACAAUAGCAAUUUCCCCUCCCCCUCCCCUUCUCUGUUUAGGGUUUGAUUUAUUCAGCCCUACGAUCCUGUAAUACCACAGCCUUGUGCAUUCAUUCAUGGGGAUUAAUUACCACUCCUGGUUCCAUUUGUGUAUAUAAAAGCUAUAUAUGUAACUUUGUAAUGUAAAUGUGUUCGUUUAUUCAUUCAUUCCAUGUUCUUGGACAUUCUGG